CAUAGGCUGGACACACGCGUACCCUCAUUACAGAAGACUCCAGGUGAAACCAUGGAUUUCGACGCCAUCUUAGAAGACGUGGGAGAAUUUGGUAAAUACCAGAAGCUGGUGAUCUACUUCAUCCUCCUACCUGCAGUGAUACCAUGCGGCUUCCAUGCGUACGCGCAGCUGUUUAUGGCAGCUGAUGUGAAGCAUUGGUGCCGUGUGCCUGAACUGGACGGUGUGGAUUUGGAGCUUGGGAAGAAUUUGAGCAUACCACAAGAACUACGCAACGGGAAAUUGGAAUACUCACAAUGUACCAUGUACAAUCUGAACUAUACGGAGAUCCUGGCUAACUAUACAAGCAUCGAAGAAGUCCUGAUGGACAGGGAUCCAGAAGUCAUACCAUGUAAUAACGGAUGGACCUUUGACAGGGAUGUGUAUAAGAGCACUGUUGUUACUGAGUGGAGUCUAGUCUGCACCAAAGAUUUCUUGCCAACGCUUGGCCUGGUAUUGCUAGCUGUUGGAGGCAUCAUAGGGAACUACAUCUUCGGCUACCUCCAAGACACCUUCGGCCGGAAGCCCUCCUUCUUCAUCUACCUGCUCAUUGAGUGCGUCUUUGGUGUGGCCACUGCGUUCGCCCAGAACUUCUACAUAUGGAUCAUAUACAGGAUCGGCGUAGGGUUCACGGUUCCUGCUAUUAUGGCCACACCGUAUGUUUUGGCCAUAGAACUUGUAGGUCCAAAAUGUCGGACGCUCUGCACGAUUCUCUCCAACAUAGCCUACUCCAUGGGUCUGAUCUUAUUAGCUGGUGUGGUCUACCUGGUGCGAGACUGGAGGUACCUAGCCCUGGCUAGUACUCUGCCGUUUGUGGCCUUCUUCGUCUGCAUCUGGCCCAUGCCGGAAAGUCCAAGGUGGUUGCUGGCGAGAGGACAGUUUGAAAAGGCUGAGCACAUACUGAAACGUAUGGCAAGGAUAAACGGGAAAUCCCUCCCCGCAAACUACAUGGUUCAUCUAAAACGGAAAUACGAAUCAGACAAACUGAAACAAGAUCUUGAGAUGGAGAAAGCCAGAAAGUAUGGCAUAUUAGACCUCUUUAGAACCCCAAACUUGAGGAAGAAGACCAUCAUCAUCACUUUUAUCUGGUUCACCAACACCAGCGUAUAUGUCGGUCUGUCGUAUUACGCUCCUGUGCUGGGUGGUGAUGAGUUUCUUAACUUCUUCCUUGCUGGUAUAGUGGAGUUGCCGACAUAUCUGUUCCUGUGGCCAUCCAUGGAGCGGCUUGGGAGGAGGUGGACUCUGUGCAUGAGCAUGGUGGUCGGAGGAGUCGCCUGCUUGACCACUUUCUUGGUGCAGCACGAGACCAACGUAACUCUGGCUCUCUACUGCGUGGGUAAGAUGGGCAUAUCCUCCGCCUUCGUUGUCCUGCCGCUCAUGGCGUCUGAGCUGUACCCCACUGUGGUGCGAGGGCUCGGCAUGAGUCUGAGCUCAGUGCUGGGCAUGCUGGGACCUAUAUUUAUACCGCUGGUCAAUUAUUUGGGUUCCGACAUAAUGGUACUGCCUCUUAUCAUCAUGGGUGCGCUAUUGGUCGCUGGUGGCAUCGCCAGUCUACUUCUCCCGGAAACCCUGAACCAUCAUCUACCGCAAACCCUGGAGGAUGGGGAGAAAAUGGGCCUAGACACAGAUUUCUGCUGUAGUCCACCUGUCAAAGAACAGAAGACAGACGAAAAAGAAGAUAAAAAGUGUAAAAAUUGCACAGCGCUGUGUUCUUGUCAGAUGACCAACGUAUACUUAGAAGAUAAAGAAGACAGAAGGGGGGAAGAAGAUAAGGAGAACGUUGAGUUUGUUGUUUUAAAAUAAAAAGUAAUAUUAAUUAUUAUAA
Molecule: messenger RNA, 1861 nt
Organism: Aricia agestis (brown argus)
Lineage: Eukaryota; Metazoa; Arthropoda; Insecta; Lepidoptera; Lycaenidae
Product: beta-alanine transporter-like
Exons: 8
Coding region: 52-1839 (595 amino acids)
Biological process (GO): transmembrane transport
Cellular component (GO): membrane
Molecular function (GO): transmembrane transporter activity
Source: RefSeq, a predicted model, not a curated record